CGCGCACUCCCGAUCCUCGGCAGCUCCAAGCCACCGGCAAUCGGCUUUGGGCCGGGAACCAAGGAUCGCGUUAAGUGCAAUCGGGAACCAGGAUCACGUUAAGGGACACCUAGACCUCUGACCAGCUACUGAUGGGCGGACUGGUGUGCGGUACUGUCACUCAAGCCCAGGAAGUGCUUCCUGUGCCAACGGAGGCGGGGAAAAGGAAGUCUCGCCUUCUGCCGCCCGGUCUGGGGCUGGGGCUGUCGGUUGUCGGUGGCCGUGUUCCUAGACGCCCCUCCCUGACUCUCCUGGCUCUUUCGGGGCCGACGGAGACUCGCCGCGGCUGCAGCGGGUCCAGGGCCUGGAGUUUUCUGUGACGUCUUAAACAUGAGCCCCACACAGUGGGACUUCCCUGUGGAGUUAUGUUGCCGGCCUAUGGCUUUUGUUACACUUACUGGCCUUGAUGUGGUGUAUAAUGCUGUCCAUCGAGCAGUCUGGGAUGCUUUCUGUGCCAAUCGGAGAGCUGACCGGGUACCAAUUUCUUUCAAAGUGCUCCCAGGUGACCAUGAAUACCCAAAAUGUAGAUCAAAGAGAACUUCGUAUGAGUGGUACAUUCCUAAAGGAAUCCUAAAGACCGGCUGGAUGAAUAAGCAUCUGAACCUCGUGCCAGCGCUGGUGGUCGUGUUCUAUGAACUGGACUGGGACGAGCCUCAGUGGAAGGAAAAGCAAUCUGAGUGUGCCACCAGGGUGGAGAUUGUCAGGCAAAGUUUGCAAGGGAGAAACACAAAAGUUGCAGUCGUCCUGAUUCAAAAGAAAACACCUUUACCCCCAGGGGAAGAUAUCAUUGCUUCUGAGCGGGCUGCAGCUUUAUGCAAUGUGUGUGAGCUCUCAGGCAAGUCUCUGUUCGUGCUGCCCCACACUGACCACCUUGUGGGCUACAUUAUAAGAUUAGAAAAUGCAUUUUAUGAGCAUGCCCAGACCUAUUACUACACUGAGAUCAGAAGAGUGAAAUCUCAUAAGGAAUUCUUGAAUAAAACAACACACCAGCUUUUGUUUGUUAGACAUCAGUUCAAAAUAGCUUUCUUCAGUGAGUUGAAACAAGAUACACAAAACGCCCUGAAGAAUUACAGGACUGCCUAUAACCUCGUACAUGAACUGAGGGCCCAUGAAACUAAUAUUCUGGAAAUUAAGACGAUGGCAGGAUUUAUAAACUACAAGAUCUGUAGGCUGUGUUUUCAACACAAUACCCCACUAGAUGCCAUUGCUCAGUUUCGAAAACACAUUGACUUGUGCAAGAAGAAAAUUGGGAGCGCAGAGCUGUCCUUUGAGCAUGCUGCGUGGAUGUCGAAACAAUUCCAGGCCUUUGGAGAUUUAUUUGAUGAAGCCAUUAAGUUGGGGCUGACAGCAAUUCAAACACAGAACCCUGGUUUCUACUAUCAGCAGGCUGCUUACUAUGCCCAGGAGCGAAAACAGCACGCAAAAGCCCUCUGUAACCAUGACGCUGCUGUGGUGUACCCCAGUCCUGAUCCCUUGGAAACACCAACAGGUGUUCUUGACUUCUAUGGACAGAGGCCCUGGAGACAAGGAAUACUAAGCUUUGACCUCUCAGACCCUGAAAAAGAGAAAGCAGGGAUUCUCGCCAUUCAGCUGAAGGAGAGAAGUGUUGUCCACUCCGAGAUGAUAAUCACUCUUCUGAGCAAUGCCGUUGCACAGUUCAAGAAGUACAAGUGUCCACGGAUGAAGAGCCACCUCAUGGUUCAGAUGGGAGAGGAGUAUUAUUAUGCGAAGGACUAUACCAAAGCUUUGAAGCUGCUGGACUAUGUGAUGUGUGACUACCGGAGUGAAGCAUGGUGGACUCUCCUCACAUCUAUAUUGACAACAGCCCUGAAGUGUUCCUACCUCAUGGCCCAGUUAAAAGAUUAUAUUACUUACUCUCUGGAACUCCUUGGAAGAGCUUCAACUCUGAAAGAUGACCAGAAAUCUCGGAUAGAAAAGAACCUCAUGAAUGUUUUAAUGAAUGAAAGUCCUGACCCUGAACCUGACUGUGACGCCUUAGCAGUAAAGACUGCUCAGAAGCUGUGGGCAGACCGGGUCUCUCUGGCUGGCAGCAAUGUUUUCACAAUAGGCGUACAGGACUUCGUGCCAUUUGUGCAGUGCAAAGCCAAGUUCCAUGCUCCCAGUUUUCACGUGGAUGUUCCUGUCCAGUUUGAUGUUUAUCUGAAGGCCGACUGCCCACACCCCAUUAGGUUUUCCAAGCUCUGUGUCAGCUUUAAUAAUCAGGGUUACAACCAGUUCUGUGUAUUGGAGGAAGCAUCAAAGGCAAGUGAAGUCUUAGAAAAUCUGACUCAAGGAAAGAUGUGCUUAGUUCCUGGCAAAACAAGAAAAUUGUUAUUUAAAUUUGUUGCCAAAACUGAAGAUGUGGGAAAGAAAAUAGAGAUCACCUCUGUGGAUCUGUUUCUGGGCAGCGAGUCAGGCAGGUGUGUGGUUUUGAGCUGGCAAGGAGGAGGAGGGGAUGCUGCUUCCUCCCAGGAAGCCCUGCAGGCUGCAAGGUCUUUCAAGAGGCGGCCAAAGCUUCCGGACGAUGAGGUUCACUGGGACAGCAUCAUAGUCCAGGCAAGCACAAUGAUCAUUUCCAGAGUUCCAAACAUUUCUGUACAUCUGCGACAUGAGCCUCCUGCUCUAAUGAAUGAGAUGUAUUGUUUGGUUGUAACUGUUCAAUCCCAGGAAAAGUCCCAAAUCAGGGACGUGAAGCUCACUGCUGGCCUAAAGCCAGGGCAGGAUGCCAACCUGACUCAGAAGACCCAUGUGACACUUCACGGAGCAGAGCUGUGUGAUGAGUCCUACCCAGCCUUACUCACCGACAUUCCUGUAGGAGACUUAAACCCAGGGGAGCAGCUGGAGAAAACAGUGUAUGUUCGCUGUGGAACAGUGGGUUCCAGAAUGUUCCUUGUGUAUGUUUCUUACCUGAUCAAUACAACUGUUGAAGGAAAAGGAAUUAUGUGCAAGUGUCACAAGGAUGAAACAGUGACAAUAGAAACUGUCUUUCCAUUUGAUGUCGCAGUCAGAUUUGUUUCCACAAAGUUUGAGCACCUGGAAAGAGUCUAUGCAGAUAUCCCCUUUUUGUUGAUGACGGAUAUUUUAAGUGCCUCACCUUGGGCCCUCACAAUCGUGUCCAGUGAGCUACAGCUUGCUCCGUCUAUGGCUGCAAUGGAUCAUCUGGAGUCCCAAAUAGACAAAGUUGUCUUACAGACAGGAGAGAGCGCUAGUGAGUGCUUCUGUCUUCGCUGCCCAUCUGCUGGGAACCUUGAAGGUGGAGUGGCAACAGGACAUUACAUUAUCUCCUGGAAGAGGUCCUCAGGCAUGGAAAACAUCCCCGCCAUCAGCACCAUCAUCACACUGCCUCACGUGAUUGUUGAAAACAUCCCUCUCCAUGUGAACGCAGACCUGCCCUCGUUUGGACGAGUCAGAGAGUCGUUACCUGUCAGGUAUCACCUACAGAAUAAGACCGACUUGGUUCAAGAUGUGGAAAUUUCUGUGGAGCCCAGUGAUGCCUUCAUGUUCUCAGGCCUCAAACAGAUCCGAUUACGUAUUCUACCUGGCACCAAACAGGAGAUGCUAUAUAAUUUCUAUCCUCUGAUGGCUGGGUACCAACAGCUACCAUCGCUCAACAUCAACCUGCUGAGGUUUCCCAACUUCACCAACCAGCUGCUCAGACGCUUCAUACCAACCAGCAUUUUUGUGAAGUCAAGAGGGACCCCUGGACUCCUUGGGCAGCUCUGUCAUCUGUUGGAGAACCUACAGUUCCACAGAGUAUGCAUCUUGAAAUACACCACAGGGUCGACUCUUGGAGGACACCUCCAUCGCUGCUGCAUGAUGUCCAGGACCAGCUCUUGGUGUUCUUACGGAGGAGUCAAGAGAGUACCCGGGAGGUGUACUGUGACUGUAGCUUUGUUCGUGGUGAAAAGUUAAUCCUGCCUGUUUUUUAAUGGACAUAAUAUCAGCUCUUCAGAGAACUCAUGGUUAAAAUAUUGAGGAAAUCAACUUCUCUAGUUUUACUAAUAAAGUUUGAAAUGUGUCAGUGUGAUGUGAAAGGUGUCAGGUCAUCAUUGCUGUUAGAAGUCCUUUCAUGGUUAGCACAAUGUGCCUUGACAUACAGCAUCAGUAGAACAGAGACCAAGUGUGGCUGACAGAGGAGACACAACUCAUCCGGGUCUGCCUGCAAGUGACCCACCCCAUAAGUCCCCUGUGUGCUUAGCGCAUACACAGCAAGUAGCACAGGUCUGGCUGAAGGACAGACCUUUAGGGGAGGGGCUUCAUUAGAGCAGUUGAAAGGUGUAAGAGUUUUACUUACUGUUGGAAAGUUUCAGACUACGACCCACACAUGCUUUUGUGUGCAUCCUGAGAGGACCUGAUGAUAGGCUUAAUUAGUAAACGAAAAGUCUGUGAGAAUGAAACAUUGGAGUGUUCAGUCCCAUUACGUCACUUCCUAAGGGCGAUCGAUUUAGAAUGACCUUUAAGUUCAUGUAAAUGGAAACAGAUCAUAUGGUGAACAUUUUCUUUGUAAAAUAUCUUAAUUUAAAACUACAUAAUUUCUUGGAAAUUUGUACUAUGCAGACUGCGGGCAUAUUGUAAAAAGGAAAUAGUGAUGUAAAUAAAAUAUGUUCUCUUUCA
Molecule: messenger RNA, 4653 nt
Organism: Rattus norvegicus (Norway rat)
Lineage: Eukaryota; Metazoa; Chordata; Mammalia; Rodentia; Muridae
Source: RefSeq, a predicted model, not a curated record